GGAGGAGGAUGAUAUCUAUCAAGCUUGGAGGUUUAGGGCUGCCAAGCGCUUGCGAGGUAUGCUCCAUGCCAUUCGCAAAAAAGGUGCCCGUCCAUAUUGGAUCCCACCAGAAGUUCUUGGUGAAUUGAUGAGACGUUGGGACACUGAUGCCUAUAGACAAUUACAGGCGAGAAAUACAGCUGCCAAGAAAUCGACUCGAGGUACUUCCCUUCACACUGCAGGAGGCACCACCUUUCCAGAAGCGAGAUUACGCUUGAAUCAUUCGCUUGGAAGACCAUCACGUAUGGAUGGGUUUUUUGAGCACACUCAUACUCGCAAAGAGGAUAGGACUCAAUGGGUUGAUGAACACUCCCGAAAGACAAAGGUAACUUACCUUUAUUAAUUGUAACUAUUUUGUUAUCUAAUUGUUAUGCCUUAUU
This is a messenger RNA of Arachis ipaensis, 419 nucleotides long. The record is from RefSeq and is a predicted model, not a curated record. NCBI's taxonomy places the organism in Eukaryota, Viridiplantae, Streptophyta, Magnoliopsida, Fabales, Fabaceae.